Molecule: messenger RNA, 1963 nt
Organism: Sardina pilchardus (European sardine)
Lineage: Eukaryota; Metazoa; Chordata; Actinopteri; Clupeiformes; Clupeidae
Gene: arf4a
Product: ADP-ribosylation factor 4a
Exons: 6
Coding region: 331-873 (180 amino acids)
Biological process (GO): intracellular protein transport; vesicle-mediated transport
Cellular component (GO): cytoplasm; plasma membrane
Molecular function (GO): GTP binding; GTPase activity
Source: RefSeq, a predicted model, not a curated record
UGGCUCUGAUGGAACGCUCGUGACGUGGCAAAAUUUAUACUUUACAGUCUACGUAUGCGUUGGUGAUAGUGGUGUUCAUGUAAAUUAAGUCUUGCGCUGUAUCUGUGAGUGGUGAUAUAUUUGAAUGUGCAAGUAAAAGAAUAGUUUAGUCAUUUCAAAGAGCGCAGUUGGCUACAGCUGCAGAAUUAAUAGCAAAUCAGACAGGCGAAGAGUUAGUUCGGCUACUUUUCUUCUUAGCUCGCUGAAGUCAACCUACAUAGUGAAUACAGCUUCGAAAUUGGUCAACAUUUGUCUUAGUGCAGUGCUGUACCAGGCAACUUGAAGCCCAGAAUGGGUCUGACUAUUUCGGGUGUCUUCUCGCGUCUGUUUGGAAAAAAGCAGAUGAGGAUUCUAAUGGUUGGACUAGAUGCUGCAGGAAAAACAACUAUACUCUACAAACUUAAACUCGGGGAAAUUGUCACCACAAUUCCUACUAUUGGCUUCAAUGUGGAGACAGUAGAGUACAAGAACAUUAGCUUCACUGUAUGGGAUGUGGGUGGCCAAGACAAGAUUCGACCCCUGUGGAGGCAUUACUUCCAGAACACUCAGGGCCUCAUCUUUGUGGUUGACAGCAAUGAUCGUGAAAGGACACAGGAGGCUGCUGAAGAGCUGCAGAAAAUGUUGCAGGAGGAUGAGCUGAAAGAUGCUGUGCUGCUUGUCUUUGCUAACAAACAGGACUUGCCCAAUGCAAUGGCAAUCAGUGACCUUACUGACAAGCUGGGCCUCCAGGCACUCAGGAGCAGAACUUGGUAUGUGCAGGCAACCUGUGCACCUCAAGGAACGGGUCUAUAUGAGGGACUGGACUGGCUGUCUGAGGAGCUCGCUAAACGCUAAAGGUGUGGCUGUGUACUUCAUGGAGUCAUAACAACCAAGGAUAUGAUUACCAGGAUGGACCUCAGCUUGGGAGAAGAACUGUAGAUGUACAAGUUACAGAACUUUUAUAACUCUGGUGCAUCUUCCCCUUUAUCCCCUUUUUACUUCUUGGCUGAAAUGUCAUACUCAUGGCAAAAGAGGCCGGGAACACCAAAGCUCUCUCUGAAUGUUUCGUGUUUCGGUUUCAAAUAUGAUCCCUAGACCUUCCUCCAUCCCAGACGCUGGCAAUCUGAAUGUGGCUUAUAGUGCAAAUACAGGCAUAUCAGAUUUUGAGGUUAGACUGUUACUUAUUCCACACCUUUAGAAUAUAAACAAUCUACUAUUUACUGUUGGCAGCAGCAUUAUUAUGUUGAAGAUUGGCCAAUUGCUGGGUUUUGUGACAUUUGCCUUCUGGGAUGUGUCAUUCACAAGUAACUUUGGAGUGAAAAUGGCCUAGAGUCUAUUUACGGUAGUUAAGUAGUUCAAACUUUUGAUUGAGCGCAAUGUUAAUUAGUGGAGUUUUGAGUAAGACCGUUUUUUGCAUAACACUGAAUAGUGAAAGUUAAGGGCGCCAGCUAGCACGUCUGCCGUGAAUCUGAAGAAAAUUGCCUGGCACCAUGUUCCAGUAGCGUGAAAUCAGUGGGCAUGUUCAACUUCUUCCGGCAUGGUGCAGAUCUGGCUGGAUGUAAGGUAUGUUUGUAUUGUAAGAUUCAGCCAGAUCUGUGCAGUGCCAGAUCCUUCAUAUACAGGUCUUGUUACAUCCACACUGCACUUUCAAAGUUUACCAUACUUCGGGUUUGUCUACAAUGACCCUCACCACACUACCACAGAAGCAUUGUCAGUGGUAUGAAAUUUCGUUUGUUUUUUGACAUGCCAGCUGGCCCCCAUAGCUUUGACUGUAAGCCCAUUCAGUCAAACUGUCCCGCUCAAAACUCCACUCCACCGUUAAUAGACCCUAGGUUGUUUUCACACAACACUUCAACAUUCAGACCAUUAUUAUUUUAUAUAAUCAUCAAUAAAAAUUGUAAAACAAAACACCAUCUGCUGAACCACUGAAUAAGAUGUCACAUGU